Messenger RNA from Triticum dicoccoides, 1357 nucleotides. Its product is annotated as WRKY transcription factor WRKY71-like. Bases 158 to 1210 code for a protein of 350 amino acids. The record is from RefSeq and is a predicted model, not a curated record. Gene Ontology annotation, molecular function: DNA-binding transcription factor activity; sequence-specific DNA binding. The transcript is spliced from 2 exons. Gene Ontology annotation, biological process: regulation of DNA-templated transcription. NCBI's taxonomy places the organism in Eukaryota, Viridiplantae, Streptophyta, Magnoliopsida, Poales, Poaceae.
CGCCAUUCUCCUCUCACUCGGAACUCGGAAAUAGUUCUCCAUCCCAACCUUCUCUUCUCCCCUCUCUUCUCUCCCGCGCGUUGCCUCGAACCGGAAGCGAGCUCUACAUCCGUUACAGCGCUUGGUGUUUGAGAGACGAUCAGUCCAUCGUCGACCAAUGGAUCCAUGGGUCAGCAGCCAGCCUUCGCUGAGCCUCGAUCUGCACGUCGGCCUCCCGCCGAUGGGGCACCACCAGGCGGCGCCGAUGGUGGCGCUGGCCAAGCCCAAGGUCCUCGUCGAGGAGAACUUCAUGCAGCUCAAGAAGGACCCUGAGGUUGCGGUUCUUGAGUCGGAGCUACAGCGUGUGAGCGAGGAGAACCGCCGCCUGGGCGAGAUGCUCAGGGAGGUGGCCUCCAAGUACGAGGCCCUGCAGGGCCAGUUCACCGACAUGGUCACGGCCGGCGCCCACGCCGGCGGCAACAACAGCCACUACAACAACCAGCCGUCCUCCGCGUCGGAGGGCGGGUCGGUGUCGCCGUCGAGGAAGCGCAAGAGCGAGGAGAGCCUCGGCACGCCGCCGCGGCCGUCGCAGCACCAGCAGCAGCACUACGCCGGCGGCCUCGCGUACGCGGCGGCGCCGGACCAGGCGGAGUGCACGUCGGGCGAGCCGUGCAAGCGCAUCCGGGAGGAGUGCAAGCCCGUCGUCUCCAAGCGCUACGUCCACGCCGACCCCUCCGACCUCAGCCUGGUGGUGAAGGACGGGUACCAAUGGCGCAAGUACGGGCAGAAGGUGACCAAGGACAACCCCUGCCCCCGAGCCUACUUCCGCUGCUCCUUCGCCCCCGGCUGCCCCGUCAAGAAGAAGGUGCAGAGGAGCGCCGAGGACAAGACCAUACUGGUGGCGACGUACGAGGGCGAGCACAACCACACCCAGCCCCCGCCGUCGCAGCCGCAGCAGCAGAACGACGGCUCCGGCGCGGGCAAGAACGCCGGGAAGCCGCCCCAGGCGCCGACUGCCACGCCUCACCACCCGCAGCAGCAGCACAAGCAGGAAGCGGCAGCGGCCGCCGUCAGCGGCGAGUCGGCCGUGGCGGCGUCCGAGCUGAUCCGGCGCAACCUGGCGGAGCAGAUGGCCAUGACGCUGACGAGGGACCCCAGCUUCAAGGCGGCGCUCGUCUCCGCGCUCUCCGGCCGGAUCCUCGAGCUAUCGCCGACCAGGGACAUCAAUUAAUCCCCACAUCGGAAGACACCGCGCGGCUCAAAUUUUCUUGCGGUGGUCGACCACUUUCCUCCGGCAUUGCUGCCUUCCUGCCUCUGCCGCCUCCGUCAAAACCUCACAGAAAAACCAGCGGGAACCGGACCGCCUGACCAACGACGA